Molecule: messenger RNA, 3297 nt
Organism: Hippopotamus amphibius kiboko
Lineage: Eukaryota; Metazoa; Chordata; Mammalia; Artiodactyla; Hippopotamidae
Product: nascent polypeptide-associated complex subunit alpha, muscle-specific form-like
Exons: 19
Coding region: 1-2649 (882 amino acids)
Biological process (GO): xenobiotic detoxification by transmembrane export across the plasma membrane
Cellular component (GO): membrane
Molecular function (GO): xenobiotic transmembrane transporter activity; antiporter activity
Source: RefSeq, a predicted model, not a curated record
AUGUCGCCCGGAGGGCCAGCGAAGGCUACCUCGGCCCCCCCUCCGGAUGCACUUUUCCUACCGGCCUCUUCCGCGCCGCCCACCGAGGCCGCACCUCCCCCGCGUCCCCGGGGCCACGGAAGGAGGGGGGUGGCCCGGGCGGCUGGCCGCCGGAGCCCGCGCGCCCGCCGCCCAGCCCCUCCCGCGCCGGCGUGGAGACCCCCGCGGCCGCCCCCGCCGGCGCCCAGCGGCGCAGGACCCCCCGGCUGGCACCAACCCCUGCGGGCUCUGCGGGGCGCGCUGCCGCCCGACGUGGGGCGCGAGACGGCGGAGCUGGCGGCGCUCGCAGGCCCCGUGGUCCUCGCGCAGCUGCUGGCCUUUCUCACCAGCGUGGUCAGCUCCAUAUUCUGCGGACACCUGGGCAGGGUCGAGCUGGAUGCUGUUACGCUUGCCGUCCCGGCUGUGAAUGUUGCUGGGAUUUCCGUUGGGACUGGUUUGGCUGCCGCUUGCGACACACUGAUGUCUCAGAAAGGGACAGUGGUCCCUUACCUGCGGAGAAGGGGGCUCCGGAAGGAGAGGCGGGGCCUGGGCGCAUCCGUCGCCUGCCCUCCGGCGGCCGCGCCCUUCCCCCACUCUGGCCCCGCCCCGCAGACGCCCCCAGCUCCCCCCCCCAGAUCGCCCCCGGGGGCGGCCCCGCGUCGCCAGGCUGAGCGCCAUGCCCCGCGCCUCCCUCCUCCGCCCCUUCCCGGGGGGCGCUCUGCCGUGAGAGCAGGGACGUUGCGCGGAGCUGGGCCCCCGCCCCGCGCCCCCGUCUGGCACACAGCAGGCGCCCCGGCGGCAUCGGCCCAGCGAGUCCGGAAGGCCCACCUCGCGCCCCGCUCGCCUCGCACCGUUUACGCUCAGCGCCUUGCCGCCGGGUUCGGGGGGCUGCUGAUCCCUCGGAGCCCGGAGCCUGAGCGCGUGGGGGGGGGGGCCGAGCCGCAGCGGGGCGCCCGCGUCCUCUCGCUGUGCUGCUUCCGCGCGGGGCCGCCGUCCCCAGGGCCGAGCGCCCCCUGCUGCUCGGGCGGGACCCCGGGCCUCGCGUCAGCCGCGUCCCGGGCGCCACCCCCACCCCCGGGGGCGGGGGCCGCCGCCGGCCGCUUCCCUCGCGCGUCCCCUGGACCCGACCCCUGUGGGAGGUGGAAGCCGGGAGCCCGGGCCGGCGGGGACCCCCGAGGCGCGUGCCUGGGGACCCUGCCCGCUGCCUUUCUCGGAGCGCCUCGGUCGGGCGUUUCGCAGACGCUCGGGGUGUCUCUCCUCGGCCGGGAGGGGAGCGCGCGACCUGGUCGCCUGGCGUUUGCCUCCAGACAGCGGGCGCCCGGGGCCGCGGGCGCCGGCCUUCCCCAAAAGGCUUCCGGCUUCUGCCCAGCGUGUCGUUCGUGUGGCUGUGUUCCUUCCACCACUCCAGCCUGGAAUGAGCUGGAACACGUCAAGUCUAGCUCCCUGAGCAAGCAGACAUGUCACAGGCCCCAGGCGCUGUCCACUUCUGCUGCAGAGAAGCAGUCGUUCACGGCAACAUUUCUGUUCCAGCUGCAGGCAAAAUAUUUACAAAAUCAGGGCAUCAUCACGCCGCGGGUGGUCGCCGGGAUUGCCGCGAACGUCCUCCACGUGGGCAUGAACGCUCUCCUGCUGUUCGCCCUGGACCUCGGGGUGGUAGGAUCCUCCUGUGCCAACACCACUUCCCAGUUCUUCCUGUCUGCUCUCCUCUUCCUGUACGUGUGGUGGAAAAGAAUCCACGUCAGCACCUGGGGAGGCUGGACCAGGGACUGUUUCCAGGAGUGGGGCUCCUUCAUCCAGCUGGCUAUCCCCAGUAUGUUCAUGGUGUGCAUUGAGUGGUGGACCUCUGAGAUCAGAACCUUCCUUGCAGGAUUGAUGAGUGUGACAGAGCUUGGAGCCCGGGCCAUCAUUUAUGUACUGGUUUCUGCAGCCUACGUGGUGCCCCUUGGCUUUGGAGUGACAGCCAGCAUCCAGGCGGGCAACGCCCUGGGGGUGGGAAGUGCCCAGCAGGCACGACACUCCUGCAUCACUGUCCUCCUGUGUACAGGUGUUUGUGUGCUUGCAAUGGGCAUCUUACUUGCUGCUUUCAAGGAUGUGGUUGCUUAUGCGUUCACCAGUGACAAAGACAUUACUUCCCUCGUGAGCCGCGUGAUUCCUGUUUUCGCGCCUUUUCAUCUGUUCGUUGCACUUGCGGGCACCUCUGGUGGAGUCCUGAGAGGGGCAGGAAAGCAGAAGAUGGGCGCUUUCUUGAAUGCCAUUGGCUAUUACGUUUUCGGGUUUCCCCUUGGAGCCUCUCUGAUGUUUGCCGCUAACUGUGGGGUAACGGGUCCCUGGUCCGGGCUGAUGGUGCGUGUCUUCUUUCAAACCGUCUUCUACUUGGUGUACCUCUGGAGGAUAAACUGGAACCGAGCGGCAGAGCAGGCGGUCUGUGGUUCCCUAAGAAGCCGAAUGCCAAGUGUCUGGGAUCAGGGGAGCCCUUGGGGGCAGCAGCCUGUCCUGCGGGUGGAGGACGGGCAUCCUGACCCUCCGGGCACCUGUGUGUUGACGUGCACAGAUUCGGGCCUGGCUGCAAGGGAUGAAAGAGGCUGUGCCCAUCGCAGUAGAUCUGUCCAUCCUAGAGAAAGAGGUGCCUGAGGGGGUGAUUCUACCUGAUGUCAUCUGACCGGAGAGCCAGACCUCGCAGCUGGUGGAGACCAGCUCGUGCGGGGCGGCCACCGUCGGGGAGGUCUUGGCGGGGACCCAGCUGAUUCUGUAUUGCGGGGCGGCCGUGCCUUUCGCUGUCACUGUCCUUGAAGCAGGGAUUUUAAUACGCGUUUUCAGGGACCGUGGCUGAAACAGAAUCACCGCCGCCUACAAGCCAGCAGUGAAGAUGACGGGACGCGUGGCAAGCGACCCCGUCCCCGGGACAGUGGUUCCGCUCUCAGCUGGGUGUGGAAAGGAUACCAGUGCUGUCUUCUCAGUUAUUCUGAGAACAUGCACGAUCUUACUGCUUACUGGAGAUCAAGAAGAGUGUUACAAUUUUAACUAAACUUUUCUCCCAAACAUUAAAUAACUCCGUCAUGGUUUUUAAAUCUGCAAAUUUGGUUUUCCCAGCUGUAAGUGUUCUUUACUCUGUCUCAUAUUUAAUUUGUCUCCUAGGAAAGCAGGCCCUUGCCCUCAAACAUUAACUGCCGGUCAUGUCGUGUGUGUGUGUUUCUCUGUUACGUGUUCCGUCUCAUCUGUGAGAGUGUAUGAAGUGCUGUCAGGUCCUGUGUCGGGUGCUGCUGCGUACGCGCUUAUAAA